This is a messenger RNA of Polypterus senegalus (gray bichir), 1984 nucleotides long. RefSeq names its product low affinity immunoglobulin epsilon Fc receptor-like. The transcript has 7 exons. The coding region runs from base 1 to 1041 and encodes 346 amino acids. Lineage: Eukaryota; Metazoa; Chordata; Cladistia; Polypteriformes; Polypteridae. The record is from RefSeq and is a predicted model, not a curated record.
AUGGAGAUGAGCGACAGGAACUGUUUAGCGAAGGAAAUGUUGAAUGACAUCUACUGCAAUGAUGGACUUUCUGAAUAUGAGAAAGUAGGACCACACCAAGACCCUGUAGACAAUACUACUUAUGAAGAUAUUGUUGAAGCGAAGAAUGUUACUCCAAAAGAAGACGUUUACUAUUCACUAGCAGCUGCAGUGCCUCAAGAGAAUGAGAAGAGAAAAGCCUUUUUGGUGAAGUUGUUUCUGCUUCUCCUGUAUAUUUUGUUAUUUGACACCAUCACCUUUCUGACCAUUUACUAUGUCACUGACUUGAAGGAAGAAGGACACAUUGAGGAACUGAAUGGAAAAUAUGCUGCAUUUCAUGAACAACUAGAUCAUUUUAAAAAAGAAUUAUUAUCCAUGUCGGAAGAAAACGAUUACCUGCAGGGAAACCUAUCAGAAAUUCAGUACCAGUAUAAAGAAAUGAGCAAGAACCUGAAUGAGAUGACUAAAAUAAAUGCCAUAUUGAACAGAUUCUGUCCUGGAAGCAACACGUUGACACAGGGUAAGAGGUGCACCGUAUGUCCAGAGGGCUGGCUGCUGUUCAAUUUAAAAUGUUACUUCUUCUCAGCUGAUACAAUGAAUUGGAGUUCCAGUCGUGAUAUGUGCAACAGUUUUGGGGGGCGUCUAGUGAUUAUAAGGAGUAAGGAGGAGCAGGAAUUCUUAUUAAAGACUAUGUCUAACAAAGAAGAAGCAGAUAAGUCUUACUGGAUUGGACUGACUGAUCAGGUGACAGAAGGUCAAUUUAUUUGGGUGGAUGGCACACCUGUUGCCCAACAUGAAGGGUGGGAUGAACUCUGGGGUAUAAGGACAGAUGGGAGGAGAGAGCCUGAUAACUGGGUAGAUGACAGUAGUGUCAUAGGAGAAGAUUGUGUGUACAUUUGUAAAAUUGGGGGCUAUCAAGGUUGGUAUGAUGCGGCCUGUCAACAGAAAUACAAAAGAAUCUGUGAAGCCCCAGCAGCUCUUGUCCUUACCUCACCUGUCAGUGAGACCCAGAGUGGAGUCUAGGCAUGACAAACAUGCCCUUACUGCAGUCACAGCAAAUCUCUGAAUUCACAAAUGACAGUGUUUACUUCAUUCAGCUUUCUUGCUAAAUCAAAAUUUCUAAUCUUGAAUUGGAUUCUUUUUAUUCUUUUAUAGUUAUUCAUUUAAAUUGUACUAUAACAACCCUAAAAAAUGUGCAUCAACCACCGGUCAUCUGACUAGAAAGUGAUUAUCAUCAUGUGAGUGAAGUGAGGUGACCGCAAAGAUUCCUCAUUCAUGUAACUUGGGUGUAUAAAAGGUGGAACAUUUGUUGUCAGCAUAGAGUCUGUAAAUGGCAAGUGUAGUGAUGACUGAGGUGUUGUAGUCUGGACUGAAUUAACUAAUUCUCAGUGACAGACAAACCGUGUAUAGGGAAUGCUUUAAACUUUUAGAUGUCAGGUGAUAGGCCUUUAGUCUGGUCUAGAUGAACGGUAGUGCAGUGUACGCUAGAAGAGUUGGAAAUUCAGAGUGUUUUGCGUAGUCAAGUUAUUUUUGAGUAAUGUUAUUUUUCCAGGGAACUAACCUUUAGCUGCUUUUGGGAUGAGCUUGAGCGAUAAAGAUGUUUUGCAACAUUUUCUUCAUUUUGAUUUUACAAUACCUUAAAUGCAUAUUGAGAAACUGUAAGAUACCAGUGCUAGCAGAGAUGAUAGUCUGUUACUAAGUGAGCUAGCAUGUCUUGUUGUUUUAUGCACUUAUUGGGCGGUGGGUUUGGUUGCCGGUGGGUGCUUUGAUUUGCUAUCCUUUAAAAAAAAAAUGACAUAUUCCUCUGAAAUCAUAAUCUGCAACUAAGAAAAUUAGCCACCUGGUAAUGCUGCCCAGUACCUUACUGUUUCUAAUGGGGCUGUAUAAUCUAAUCUAAACACUUAACCCACCCAAGUUGUAUGAUUCUAUAUAUCACUUUGUAUUUACUGUUAUUGGUUUUGAUGUA